Molecule: messenger RNA, 4240 nt
Organism: Monopterus albus (swamp eel)
Lineage: Eukaryota; Metazoa; Chordata; Actinopteri; Synbranchiformes; Synbranchidae
Gene: dennd1a
Product: DENN/MADD domain containing 1A
Exons: 23
Coding region: 143-3088 (981 amino acids)
Biological process (GO): endocytic recycling; endocytosis
Cellular component (GO): cytosol; clathrin-coated vesicle
Molecular function (GO): phosphatidylinositol phosphate binding; guanyl-nucleotide exchange factor activity
Source: RefSeq, a predicted model, not a curated record
AGGCAGAGCAUGAUUAACGCAUGUAGGCAGACCAUGGCGUUGUACAGGUCUGUGUGACAGGUUAGCAUUAGAAAAACACCUCCGGACAGACGCGUCUGCGCACUGUAAUCUGCUGCCAGCCACGGCAGUGUGAGAAAUAAGGAUGGGGUCUCGAAUCAAGGAGAGUCCGGAGUCCACUUUUGAGAUGUAUCUCGAGGUAGCCCAACCAGGUACACACAGUUCUGGGCCGGAGGUGCGAAGGCAGUUCCCUGAAGACUACACAGACCAGGAAACUCUUCAGACUGUGCCCAAGUUCUGCUUCCCAUUCAGCAUGGACAGCCUGACAGUCAACCAGGUUGGCCAGAAUUUCACAUUUGUGUUGACUGACAUUGAGAGCAAACAGAGAUUUGGUUUCUGUCGCCUGUCCUCGGGUGCACACACCUGCUACUGCAUUCUCAGCUACCUGCCAUGGUUUGAAGUCUUCUACAAGCUGCUUAAUAUCCUCGCAGAUUACAGUAUCAAAGGCCAGGAAAGCCAAUGGCAAGAACUACUGGUAUCACUACAUACACUCCCCAUCCCUGAACCUGGAGUUCCUGUUCAUCUCGGCAUGCAUUCUUUCUUCACUGUGCCUGACACAAGGGACCUCCCCAUCAUACCUGAGAAUAGAAACCUAACCGAGUACUUUGUAGCAGUAGAUGUCAAUAACAUGCUUCAUCUGUAUGCUAGUAUGCUCUAUGAACGUCGACUCCUCAUCUGCUGUAGCAAACUAAGCACUUUAACAGCUUGUGUUCAUGGGUCUGCAGCCAUGUUAUAUCCAAUGCACUGGCAACAUGUUUACAUCCCUGUCCUUCCUCAACAUCUGUUAGACUACUGUUGUGCCCCAAUGCCCUACCUCAUCGGAGUGCAUUCCAGCCUGAUGGAGAAGGUUCGAGGGAUGGCUCUUGAUGAUGUAGUGAUCCUGAAUGUGGACACAAAUACCUUGGAAACCCCGUAUGAUGACCUCCAAAGCCUGCCCAAUGACGUGGUUUCAUCUUUAAAAAGUCGUUUGAAGAAGGUUUCAACAACAACAGGCGACGGUGUGGCUCGAGCCUUCCUUAGGAGUCAGGUGGCUCUGUUCGGCAGCUACAGAAGCGCUCUGCAGAUCGAGUCGGGAGAGCCAAUAACAUUUAAUGAAGAAACCUUUGUGAACCAUCGUUCCAGUGCCAUGAGACAGUUCCUCCAGAAUGCCAUUCAGCUGCAGCUCUUCAAACAGAUCAACAUGGGUGAAUAUGCAGGCAGUGACAAGACCUACCACCAGUGGCUGUUCACUGUGAAGAAAGGGGGUGGGGCUAUCUUCAACACGGUGAAGACAAAGGCAAACCCAGCCAUGAAGACUGUUUACAAGUUUGCCAAGGACCAUGCCAAAAUGCGCAUUAAAGAAGUCAAGAGUCGAUUAAAGCAGAGGGUACAUAGCUUUGCACUAGUGACAGACAAUUUUGUUUUUGUUGUUGUUCUAACCACUUUUAAAUUGAUCGACGACGACAGCACAGCAGGGUUUAACUCCUCUACUGGUCCAAUCAUAAGGGCAAGGCCACUGAGAACCUGGGAUGACCACAGACCAAUCACUGUGCACUUUGGACAGACUCGGCCACCUGUAUCAUUGAAGAGACCAAGCAGCAAUGUGAGUCUGGAAAGCAGCAUUGACCAUUCUAUCCGUCCUGCCCGUCACUACACAGUCUUUCUUUCUGAAGAUUCAUCCGGAGACGAGCUCCAGCAUGACAGUGACUCCAUCUCUGGGUUUCCUGACAGCUUUCUCUUCUCUGUCCCUUUUGAUUGGUCACGUCUACCACAGCCUUACCGCUGCUUGAAGGAGGUUGAGAUGAUAGAAGGGGAUGAUCCUAGUUUUGGGGGAGAGAGUCACACUGCCCCACCCAGCCCAGUUGAGAAGUUCUCCAAUGUCAACCUGCUUGGCGAUAUCUUUGGCUGCCACGACGAGCCCGACAGCCAACCAAUUACCUUGGCUAAAAGCCUUGAGGACCUGAGGACUCCUAAAGACUCUGAGGAGCUACAAGCCAAGUUUGCCUACCAGCGGAUAGACCUGAGUGUUAGUGAGCACUCACAAACACUUCCAGGUCUCAAGCUCUCCAACCCCUACAACAAGCUAUGGAGUAUAGAGCAGGAUGAGACAGCCUUGCCCAUUUGUGUACCUCCUACUUGUGAUAGACCACCAUCUCUCCAACGUCCUGUGCAGACAGAAUCCCACUCCCCAAGCCAUGAAAUCCCAAGCCUGGCCCCUGACCCUUUGGAGCCUUCCACCCCUGGCAAUAUCACCAUACCACGGCCCCAAGGAAGAAAGACGCCUGAGCUUGGUACUGUUCUAGCACCGCCUGUGGCUCAGUUGCGCUCUAAACCAGCAGGAACUGGUGAAGGCAGGACUACAUCAGGGGGACAGGAGUUUAGGCAAGCACUGAGCAUGAGCACAGAUGGAAACAGUAUAGACCUGUUAAGCCUUCUAGACCCCCUUAACAACUCAGUGCAAAUCAGUUCCACUUCAGGAAGUGAUGGUGUUGAUAUUAGUAUGUCAUCAUCUUCCUGCAAACCAACACUACCACCCAUGUCUUACCCACAGAGCUUGCCUCCUUACCCAGUGCAUCCUCACAUAUCACUCAACCCUUUUGUCCAUUCUCUGCAGCACACAGCUGCUCAAAUGCAUUACUCACCAACUAUAAGUGGGAAUCCUUUUAGUGCAGUCUAUAGGCCUCCCCCAGGCUCUUACUUACAACCUCCACCCCAGCCACAGCCUUUGUCUACACUACCAGGGCUCUACAGGCAGCAUUCUCCAGGCAGUUCAACUCUACCACCCAGCUAUGGACUGCUCCAGCCAGCCGUCCCCUCCUCAGUCACCUCCCUGCCUCACUCUUCUGCCAGCAGUAAUACCCUUUCCAGCCUAGCAGACUCCAAACCUGUCUCCAGCGCAACCAUGAACGUACUGGCAAAGACACUUCAUGCUGACAGAGACAGCCAGAAGACUCAGGAUCCUUUUGGGGACCUGCUGACUAUAGCCAAGCCAGCUGCACCCCAAAAAAAGAAGGUGGAGGAUCUUCGGAGGAGGUGGGAAACAUUUGACUAAAACCUGUGAACAUGCACUGUCAAUCUCCAAACUUCCCUCACUACUGUAUCAGGGCCUUCUGUUGCAGUUACUGACACAUUAGCUCAGAUACACUCUUCUGCCUACACAACUCACAAUUGUAGAAGAAUAAUAUCUUAAACUGAGAUUAAAGCCAUGCUGUAGAAUGCAACCUUUACACCAAUUUUUAAUUUGAUAACUUCUGAGUUACAUUCACGUGCAUCAUUAGCUAGCUAGCUAAAAUUAGUUGCUAAUUAAGCUUAAAACUUUUUGCUUACAUUGAAAGGUGCUUUCAGGCAAUAAGCAGAUGCUGUUGUGAACCGAAGUUAAGCAACAGUGUACAGAAGAGACAGGAUGUACGCAAGUGUCUCAUGAACAUGGAAUGAUUCUUAGCCACUGCUUUGUCACAUCACUUUUGUCAAAAAAAAAUUCAACUUGCUGCUGCAGCUCAUCAAGACCAUGGCAAUAGUAGAAACUUUAUAGAUGAAAAGAGUAGUUUUCAUUGAUACUAUGGGAGUCCGCCUGUCCUAUGCUGGAUUCACUGGGUGUACCCACACAAGUGGGAUUCACAAGAAACUAUGGAUGCAUACAUGAUAUGAAAGAUAACGCUAAAGUACAGUUUUACUGUGUCAUAGUUGACUUCUUCAUUGAAGUAACCUGAUAUAAUCAACCCUUUGUUUGCUACAAAUUGCUCUUCUUCUGUUGGACCUCUGACAGAAUACCUACUCAAGGUUGUUGCCCUCUGUGGUUGAUCCAAGCAUCAUCUCAUUCAGAAUUAAAACAUACUUGCCAUUAUCCCUAGUAAACACAGGUGUCAAGUCAACCAGUACUGAAAUCUUAAGGAUUAAAAUCUAAAAUAAAUUCUUUCAUUAUGAAAAUACAGUUUGUAAGUGGUGUUUUCAUGUAUGAUGAAAACAUUUUAUGGCCAUGCCCGUUGUUUCUUCUACUCUUGUGUGUUGUUAAAUGGAGUACAGAGAUGAUGUAUCAUUAACUGCAAAAGGUCCAGUUGGUAGAAAUGGUCAUGUGUUGACGGCAACACACACCCCCCUCAUGCCCACUGCCAUCUGCUUCGCUGCUGACCAUUGAUGAACAGCAGUGUGCAUCUGGUGAAUAAAUGGAGCAUGUGGACUGUCCCAUCAGCCCACAGUACUCGGA